This is a messenger RNA of Oncorhynchus gorbuscha (pink salmon), 3869 nucleotides long. RefSeq lists its product as uncharacterized. The transcript has 3 exons. The record is from RefSeq and is a predicted model, not a curated record. The coding region runs from base 133 to 3519 and encodes 1128 amino acids. NCBI's taxonomy places the organism in Eukaryota, Metazoa, Chordata, Actinopteri, Salmoniformes, Salmonidae.
GAAAUCGUGCGCUGUACACAGUAAUGGAGCAAGGGAGGAAGAUUUAUAUAUCUAUCGUUCUUUAUCCAGACCAGUGACAUUGGGAAAAUAAUAUAUUUUUCACAGGAGCCCUGGCCAAGAAGAGGUGGCGUGAUGUCGUCAGAUAGGGAUAAAGGGACAGUGUACGACAACUUCCAGCUCAGGAACCAAUGGGAGAACAGAGCUAAGCAGUUCAGUCAGAAGGGACAACUGGAAAAGGAGAGACAAGGCAAGAGUGCCUUGAAUGGGCUUUACAAAAAGUGGCAGUCUCGCCUGGCGAACACAAAUGGAGCCCCUACGGCAGCGGAGAAGAAAGGAAAGGGCAGCAACAUAUCUGACUUCAGAAAGGUUGCGGUGAUCCUAGACAUUGAUGCUGACAUCGAAAGAGCCAUGUUUAAGGUGGUACCACCACCAAAGAUUCCCAAACCUGCUCCAUCCCCACCACCCACAAAGAAACCACCCAAGAGGGCAAAGCCUCAAGUUCUCAAACCAGCCGGAGGCUGGGAUGAGUCAUGGAAGAGCCUGAAGCCCCCAGAGCAGGAAGUGCAACCUGAGGAAAAAUGGUGGAGGGAUUUGAAGCCAGAUCGAUAUCUACCUCUCAGCGAAUGGGCAAGGCCCUUCAAAUGUCAACCACUGUUAUUCAGUUUCAUCCUUCACCAGCAAACAGAGUGGUGGCAGCGAGGAUGGCCAGUGUUCAGCUGGGAACAAAACAACAAACUAUUGAAAGCUAAGCCUUUGGAUGUCGAAGUAAACCUUCUAGGGUGGGAGGACGCUUGGAAGACAUCCAAAUCUUUAUCCAAGCAACACAUUGAGAACCAGAUGAUUACAGAAACAGUACAGCUCAAAGCCUUCUUCCCAGGCUGGACAGAAUCUUGGAAGGUCGCAGGUGAAAAUGUCCAAAACAGUGGCCAAUAUCUGAGGGAUUGGCACGAGUCCUGGAGUUUGUGCCAAGAACACCACUGGUACAAGGCCCCCAUAGACUCCCAGUUGAUGUCAAAACAUGUGUUGUCCAAUGAGUUGUUGACCUCUCAGCUUGAUGAGGAUAUCCCAUCUUCAUCAGAUUGGAUAGAGUCCUGGAAAUCUGUGAAAUCUCAGCCCCAGUACCAAGAGUCCCAGUCAGAGCCCAAAGGGACUGAAUUAAAGGUAGAAAUGUCCCAUGUGCCACUGCAUUUGCAGUUCCACAAGCUUAACACACCUUUCUCAAAGUGGCACGAGUCUUGGAAAGUGUCAACUGCAAACAAUGAAGCAAUUGAAGAUGGAUGGAAAGGUUCCUGGAAGAUAUGUAGUCAGCAUCAAAAUGACACAAAUGCCCAAAGAGAUGUUGUGUUUCUCUCAAAUAAGUACAAGACCCAAAGGUUCUGGGGUGUUGACAGCAUGCCUCUGAGUGAAUGGUCUAAAUCCUGGAAGACCCCCAUGCCUCCCCAACAUACUUUCUUGCCAGGUUGGAAAGAAUCUUGGAAACAAAACAGCAAUCCAUAUUGGAAGGAUUGGCAUGAGUCCUGGAGUUUGUGCCAAGAACACCACUGUUGCAAGUCCUUUAUGGACUUCCAGUAUUGCCAUCAUGCUAUGAUGAUGUCAAAAUGCUUGCUGACCAAUAAGCUGUUGAGCUCCCAGCUUGAUGAGGAAAUCCCAUCUUCAUACGAGUGGAUUGUGUCCUGGAAAUCUGUGAAACCUUAUCCUCAGUCCCAGUCAGAUUCAGAAGAAACUGAAUCAGAGUUGGAAAUGUCCCAUGUCCCACUGCAUCUUCAGUUCUACAAGCUUAACACACCUUUCUCAAACUGGCAUGAUUCUUGGAAAGUGUCCACUGCGCAAGCUGUAGCAGAUAAAGAUGAACAACAUCCUUCAACAGAAUGGACGGAUUCCUGGAAGAUAUCUUGGACGAACCUAAAUAGAAAUGACUUAAAACCCCAAAGGGAUGUUGUAUUUUUCUCAAGGCAUAAGACUGAAUGUUUUUUGAGUGUUGACUGUAUGGUCCAGAAUGAAUGGUCUGAAUGCUGGAAGACCAUCAAGCCUACCCAAUACACUACGACACAGGAGGAGGAGGAGGAAAAAGAUAGCCAUUCUGAUUCCUCUAAACAUUUGUCACAUCUAAUAGAGAUUCCUUUGAUUGAUUGGGCAGAAUCAUGGAGGUUCAAGCCAGAGGAUGAGAGCCCCACCUCACCCAAGAUGACACAGCCCCUAGCUCCAAAACCAGAGGAGGAGAUGCUGAAAGCCAGCACACCAUCACAUCCUCAGCCUUACAAAUACAAUCUUAACCAGGCAAUCUGGGGUGAUUCCUGGAAAAUCCUGAAGCCCCCACAGAAGGAAGUCCCAUCUGGAAAAAAAUGGUGGAGGGCGUUUAAGCAGGACAGAAACCUACCUUUCAAUGAAUGGGCAAAGCCCUUCAAGUGUCGACCACUGCUAUUCAGUCGCUUACUGCACACACAAACAACAUCCUGGCAGCAGGGAUGGCCAGCGUUCAGCCGGGAACAAAGCAACAAACUACUGAAUGCUAAGCGUUUGGAUAACAAAGUAAACCUUCCGAAGUGGGAGGAUGCAUGGAAGACACUCAAGCCUUUACACAAGCAGCAUACUGAGAACAAGAUGAUUACAGAAAGGGUACAGCCCGAUGGCUUCUUGCCAGGUUGGACAGAAUCUUGGAAGGUCGCAGGUAACAAUGUUCAAAACAUCAAUCCAUAUCUGAAGGAUUGGCAGGAGUCCUGGAGUUCUUGUCAUGAACAUCACUCAUACAGGGCCUCUAUAGACUCCCAGAAUCGGCAGUAUCUCCCUGUAUCACUAAAACACAAGCUGUUCAGGGAUCUGAUGAUCUCCCAGCUUGAUGAAAACAUUACGUCCUCACCAGAAGGGGUAGAGUCCUGGAAAUCUUUGAAAAAUCAACCUCUGUUCCAGGCAGAGCCCGAAGAAAUUGAAUCAGAGAUAGAUAUGCCUGAUGUGCCACUGCAUCUCCAGUUCCACAAGAUUAACACACCUUUCUCAGACUGGCACCAGUCUUGGAAAGUGUCAACUGCAGAAAGUGAAGGCGAAAAACAACAGAGAGAAUGGAAUGGUUCCUGGAAGAUAUAUUGUCCGUAUCUGUCAAAAAACAACACAAAAGCCCAAAAUGAUUUCGUGUUUUUGUCCAAUAAGCAUAAGACUUACAAGUGCCUGGGUGUCGAUCAUGCUGAAAACAGCAUGCCUCAGAAUGAAUGGUCUGAAUCUUGGAAGACAAAGCAGCACCAGCAGCAGUUGGAGGACUGGGCAGAGUCUUGGAGGUUAUCUGUCACCCCAGAAUCCAACAACACAGUAUCACUGGACCGGUGGAAACAAUCAUGGAGACUCUCAAAACCAAAUCACCCACACCAGCUUAACCAGGGCACAGAGCCUCUCAUACACAACAGCCCCAAACACCACAUGCAACUCCACGAGGUUGAACUGCCCCAGGCAGAAUGGAGCAACUCCUGGCAGUACCUCAAGUCAGACACUCUGGAUCCUAACACGAAAAAGGAAACAUACAUACAGUAGAACAUUAUAAAAUGUAUGUCAAAUGAUCAGAUAUGCAUUUGAUCCUAUACUAUUUUUACUUCAUGUCAAUAUACAUACUUGUUAAAUGUCUUAUUAUUGGACACAUUGGAGUGAGACUAGCAGCAUUCUCUGCUGCAGGGAGGAGGUUGGGGUGGAUGAAGUGUAUAACACGUGGUUUGCAUUGCUCUUGGAAACUUUAAAUCUAACCUAAACUAAUUACUUCUAUUCUAUUGACUGAAAUGUUGUUUUCUACCUGCUGUUGUUGCUAAUUCUAUUAUUGCUGGUUGUCUUUGUGACUACAUUAAUGCUUGAUUGACGAACACUUUAUCCAUCUGGGAUUAAUAAAUACA